Molecule: messenger RNA, 4763 nt
Organism: Cephus cinctus (wheat stem sawfly)
Lineage: Eukaryota; Metazoa; Arthropoda; Insecta; Hymenoptera; Cephidae
Exons: 6
Coding region: 1061-4555 (1164 amino acids)
Biological process (GO): lipid metabolic process
Molecular function (GO): lipase activity
Source: RefSeq, a predicted model, not a curated record
GGUGGGAGUUAGUUCUGUUAUAGUAGGCCACGAGGCAGCACUCGCGUUCCUGGUUGCAUGCUCGCAACUCUCUCUUCACUAGAUUAAGGCCCCCCGAGUCGUUUGCGCCAACUGUGAAACCCUGUUUGAUCCGCGUCGUGACAACUGAAACUCGAGUUUCUCGUGGCUUGAUUGAUCGGAAUAGAUAAUCAAUCAUCUGUAGAAGGGAAACAUUGAAAACAAUUAAAAAGAACGUAGUCUGUCAUUAGCAACAGAUACGUUGUAAAACAACCCUUGAUAUCGAGUACGAAACGUAUAUUUGUUAUUGUACUGGACUUUGAAGUUGCUGACACUUUCAGGACUACAUUGAAAAUUAUCGAUAUCUUAAAAAUUGCCGUUGAAAAGUCCUGCCAUUGACAGAUGAUAUUUUGUUUGAAUUUUGUCAAAGGCGUCAAGCAUCCUGUGAUGCAUCUGAUAAGAGUUGAUAGAAGAUACAGCGGCAAAUGAAGAAAGUGGGAAAUCAGAAACAAGCAAUCAAAAUUGAUAACGGCCGAAGAGUUAUUUAAGGCUGUUCAAGAGUCUUAAGAGAAGAGUUUUGAACAGUGAUGAUUAUGACGUGACGGUGUAACGAAGUCGUGGUUGUGUCGUCAUCACGUUAAAGGACGAAUAAAUCAUUGUUAGUGAGAGCGAGCGUAAAAUACUGAAGGUAGUAAGUCAUUAAUGGUGAUUUCGCUUCUGUAUUUUUAUUGCGAGUUGUAAUAAAUCGGAAAUCAAGUGGAUGUUUGUUACAGUGCAGUGAAUCGCGGAGCACUUAGAAAACGUGAUCAAUGUACAAAUGAAUUAUUGAAUUCGAUGUCGGAUUUAAAGCUGGUAAAUAUUUUCACGGUGAACGUGGUGACAGCGUUGGUCGAGUCCUGCCGUGCUGACACAACAAUGUAUAGAGGUUAAUUUGGAAGCGGAAGAAAAAGUGAGAGACAAAGAAAAUUACCCAGGCAAAAUUCAAUCAUCCACAACCGUAAAUUAUGUCUUGUUGAAUGUUUGCGACAUUUCGCAAGUUUCAAGUGGACUCGAAGAUCGUGCAAUGAUUGGCAAGCUCCUUCUUGCACUCUGGAUACUAGGAUGGAUUGGCCGUGACGGUGGAGGUGUACUUUGGAUUGGAGGAGUGGCGGCUAGUGACUGGCCUACUGUUCUUGACGAGUCACUGGAUGAGAAGAAUGACGCCAUGAUCUUUAGAUCGGUUGUUGAGUCCAUGAGGGAAUGGGAAUUUCGGAAGCGGUAUCCACGGAGGGCUAAAAGGGAAGCAUCCAGAGUUUGUUAUGAGGAAGUUGGAUGCUUUGAAGAUACUGGUCCAUUUAGUUACCUUGAGAUGCUGCCAUCGCCUCCCAAGGACGUUGGUACCAGAUUCCUCGUCUAUGGUAGCAGGAAGGCCAGGUCCAUCCCGACGGAAGUACCUGCGGAAAACAUCAAUGACAAUGCCCAUCGUGUCAUCGAUCCGGAACUUCCUACCAAAGUCAUUGUACAUGGAUUUGGAUCAAGCUGUGAUCAUAUAUGGGUCUAUGAGAUGAGGUCUGCUCUGAUGUCUGUUCACGAGUGUAAUAUUGUCUGCGUCGACUGGGGUCCAGGAAGUGCUGUACCAAAUUACGUAAGAGCUGCAGCUAAUACACGCCUUGUAGGGCGGCAGUUGGCUAAGCUGGUACGCAGUCUUAAUGUACCUCUGGAGAAGGUGCAUCUCAUUGGAUUCAGUCUUGGUGCGCAUGUCGCUGGUUUCGCUGGAGCUGAGCUUGGCAACGUGUCCAGGAUUACCGGCUUGGACCCAGCUGGUCCAUUAUUCGAGUCACAAGAUCCACGUGCCAGGCUGGACGCUACCGAUGCAAAUUUUGUUGACGUUAUACACAGCAAUGGGGAACAAUUGAUUCUGGGAGGGUUAGGUUCCUGGCAACCUAUGGGUGACGUUGAUUUUUAUCCCAACGGUGGAAGAAUGCAAACGGGAUGUUCUAACCUCUUUCUUGGUGCAGUCUCGGAUAUUAUAUGGUCGAGUGCCGUUGAAGGAAGGUCACUCUGCAACCACAGAAGAGCUUACAAACUGUUUACUGAUUCUGUAAGCCCCAAAUGUCGGUUUCCGGCAUUUCCUUGUGAACACGGUUACGAUGGUCUUCUACGGGGUGACUGUUUCCCAUGUGGAGUAAGCGGCACUGGUAGACCAUGCGGCGAUAUGGGAUACUAUAGUGAUCAGUCAUCAGCUCGUGGACAAUUGUAUCUACUCACGAGAGACGAGGAACCAUUUUGUGCUCAUCAAUAUCAAAUUAAAGUGUACAACAGUCGGAGUGAAAGACCUGCUAGGAGUUAUGGGAAGUUACAGAUCACCCUUGUCGGUGAAGUUUCUUUCAACGAGACCUUCACCAUGACUAAGAAGGAUGAUGAGGAACUUCUAGUUGGCGCUAUUUUGCAGAAGAUCGUCGUACCGCAUCCUGCUGUUACCAACCUGCACGCUAUCGAAAUUAAAUACACAGCGUACAGUGGUUGGAUAUCAUCAGGAUUAGUGUCCUGGAGCAUCGACAAGGUCGUCAUCCUGGAUAGUUUUGGAAAAGGUUUAUCUAUAUGUAAGAAGGGCCUUAUACUUGAAUCCGGUCAACCUAUAUACUUGCCGUUGUAUCCUGGGGAGUGUAAUAUUCCGGUGGAAUCAUCAGACAGUACAACAGCAUCAACAAUAUUUGAGGCAACAGCUGGUACAACAACUGCUAAUAAUUCUAUAGGUACUACAACCUUUGACAGCAAUAUGGACAGCACCGCCAUUAUUGGAUUCACGACGACUGAGUUACCGGAUACAAGUUUUAAAGAAAAACUAGAUGUGGGCAUUGGUCCAUUUACAAAGGAACAAAAUUACGACAGAGACUUCUCUGUGGAGGUCCUCCCCAAGGAAACUAGUGGAGGUGGACAAGGUCUAGGUCCUUUCACGAGAGAUCAGAACAUUAGAGUCUUCUACGAGGGUGGUCGACCUUCAAAAGAAGAAAGUUCACGUGAGGAGUCAAAGGUCAAGAAGAAAAACAAUCGAGAGGAACUACGAGACAAGAAACCACGUAUUCCUUUGAAUCCUUGGUCAGUUCUCGACCUGGAAGAUAGUCAGACAAAUUCUUUGGAGAAUACGGAAGCGGAAAGCGGUCGUGGAUUUUCAGGGACCAAUGUAACGCCACGUGGAUUCUCAUACGGCGAGAAUUCAGAGGGUUCUGAGAAUUCUCGAAGAUUCGACUGGAGUACAGACUUUCCAAGAGAAAUUGAGGAGCCAGUGCUCAAGCUACCGAAAAAGGAAAGUGGAAGAUCCUUGAGACUUCCGGAAAUUACUGAACCAAUUCUGCAUCCAAGAUCAGCUAGGCAGAAUACAGGUUUUGGUGGUGUAGGUUUUAGAUCUAGCUCGGAGAAGUCUUUUGACCCUGCAGAAACAUCCUCCACCAGAGGAUUCACUGUUCAAUUUCUUCCGGAACGUCUGGCAGGUAUUCUGGCCCAGGCGGAAAGGUAUGCUAGGCAAACAUUACUUCCGCUAAUCUCACAGUAUACACCUAGCUUCAUUGGUGGACAAAGAAGUAAUUACGGACCUACGUACUUUCCACCUCUUGGUGACAUCGCUGACGAGACCCUAGAUGAAUCUUCUUCAGUAUCCAAAGUUAGUUCUGAGAAUCAGUGGAUCACUACGACGACCAGUACCACAACUCCCAGUUCGGUUACUCAUCAGGAACGAAGUAGCCGCCCAUUAGAAAAUGCUUCGCGCGAAAGUUCAGAAGUGAAAAAUAGACAAGAGACAGAAUGGCUCCCAGUGCAAAGUACUGAAACAAAGUCAAAUUUAGCCUCCAGUACUGAGAAUAGUGAAGAGGUAAAAAUAAAUAACAGAAAUGCUACUUCUCAUUAUACAGAAACAGAAAAUGGACGCAAUAAAUUACAAUCGAAGGACGAGGACAUUCGCUCGACAGAUGGCACCAGUGACGAAUGGUCAGCAUCACCACGAACAGAAAGCAGACAGGAUCCAGCAUCUGAAACUAAACUAAACGAUUGGCUUCCUAUAAUAAAUGGACAAAAGUUUCUUACCAAAGAUGCGCAGCCAAUUCCAAAUACAACAGAACCUGAAUUCUCUUUAAGUUCGAAUACAACUUCUAAUUUGACUAGCAACAUAGUACAGGAAGAUGAAACGAUAAAAGAAACUCAAAAGAUACAAACAACACCGACAACAAAAAUGCCAUUAAUAAAUAUCGAUCGAUACAAUAAAAAGGAAAAUAACAGCCUGCCACAACGCCAAGAAAGACAAUUUAUUCCUUUAAUCGAUUUUGCACAACCUGACAACUUCUUCUCACCAUCUUGGCCGAAUAAGAGUCAAAGUCCAACAUCAUCAACAGCGCAAACGAGUACAGAGUCAGAAAUAAUUUCGCAUAUCCAAAGAAUACCGCGAAUCAACAACACAAGGACACGAGCAAUGAUUUUCCCUUAUGCAUACGAAAGACAAAAGGAUCCACGAACGAGAUACAUCCCGUUGAUCCCCCAGGAAGACAUGGGAAAAACAAAGUUGUCCCUAGCCGAGAGAGAAUCAUAGAUCCUGAUACUAAGCGUCAGGCUAAUCAUCAAGACUCUGUCUAAUAUACUAAUUUAGUAGUGAGACUUAGGACUUCCAGGAUCUAAAUAUGGAUCUCGUUGUGAGACCAGCACGAAUAACAUCGUGCAUCCGUCUGUAAAUAUUGAACGUUUUGUAUUAAUGGCGAUGGUUUCACGAAUAAAGAAAACCUUUUCAGUUUCAAUAAAAA